Gavialis gangeticus (Gharial) is the source of this 2906-nucleotide messenger RNA. It is a transcript of the gene RYK, whose product is annotated as receptor-like tyrosine kinase. Gene Ontology annotation, cellular component: signaling receptor complex. Gene Ontology annotation, biological process: protein phosphorylation; axonogenesis; multicellular organism development. The coding region runs from base 24 to 1649 and encodes 541 amino acids. The record is from RefSeq and is a predicted model, not a curated record. The transcript has 15 exons. Lineage: Eukaryota; Metazoa; Chordata; Crocodylia; Gavialidae. Gene Ontology annotation, molecular function: ATP binding; protein kinase activity.
CGGGGCCCAGCUUCAGCCUCUACAUGGACGAGGGCGAGGUCUGCCGCCUCCUGGGUCUUGAUGCAGAGUUAUAUUAUGUGAGGAAUGAUGUUAUUAAUCACUGCGCAUUGUCCUUCAAUCUGUUAAUCCCCAGUGAGACCAGCAGUCUUCAUUUCAGCUGGCAUGCUAAAUCCAAGGUUGAAUAUAAACUGGGAUUUCAGGUAGAUAAUCCUAUGGCUAUGGAUAUGCCCCAGGCCAAUAUUUCUUUACAAGGAGAGGUCCCUCGCACGUUAUCAGUGUUUCGGGUUGAAAUCUCCUGCACUGGCAGACUAGACUCUGAGGUUACGAUACUAAUGCAGCUCAACUUGACAGUAAAUUCCUCAAAAAAUAUCACAGUGUUAAAUUUCAAACGAAGGAAAAUGUGCUACAAAAAACUUGAACAAGAAGUAAAAUCUCCAACAUCUGACAAAAACAGCAGCAAAGCUAUUUUUGAUCCUGUAAAUGCAGCUCCCACCACAUCUACCCGUGUGUUUUAUAUCAGUGUCGGGGUUUGCUGUGCUGUUAUAUUCCUGGUGGCAAUAAUAUUAGCUGUCUUGCAUCUUCAUAGUAUGAAGAGAAUAGAGCUGGAUGACAGCAUUAGUGACAGCAGUAGCUCACAAGGCUUAUCCCAGCCCUCCACACAGACAACACAGUACCUGAGAGCUGACACCCCUAACAAUGCAACGCCAGUAACCAGUUAUCCUACGUUACGGAUAGAGAAGAACGAUCUGAAAAGCGUAACACUGCUGGAAGCAAAAGCUAAAGUGAGGGACAUAGCCAUCUCCAGGGAGAGGAUAACACUAAAAGAUGUACUCCAAGAAGGCACUUUUGGGCGCAUUUUCCAUGGGAUUCUAAUAGAGGAAAAAGACCCCAGCAAAGAGAAACAAGUUUUUGUCAAAACUGUUAAAGAUCAGGCCUCAGAAGUGCAGGUGACAAUGAUGCUGACAGAAAGCUGUAAACUCAGGGGCCUUCAUCAUAGGAAUCUGCUCCCUAUCACCCAUGUCUGUAUAGAAGAGGGAGAGAAGCCCAUGGUGCUGCUGCCUUACAUGAACUGGGGGAAUCUUAAGCUGUUCUUGCGACAGUGCAAGUUAGUAGAGGCCAACAACCCUCAGGCAAUUUCCCAGCAGGAUCUUGUACAUAUGGCUAUUCAGAUUGCCUGUGGAAUGAGCUAUUUGGCCAGAAGGGAGGUCAUUCACAAAGACCUGGCUGCUAGAAACUGUGUCAUUGAUGAAGUACUUCAGGUGAAGAUUACAGACAAUGCGCUCUCCCGGGACCUGUUUCCCAUGGAUUAUCAUUGCCUGGGAGAUAAUGAAAACAGGCCAGUGCGUUGGAUGGCCCUUGAAAGCUUGGUUAACAAUGAAUUUUCCAAUGCUAGUGAUGUGUGGGCCUUUGGAGUAACACUGUGGGAGCUAAUGACUUUGGGACAAACUCCAUAUGUGGAUAUUGACCCCUUUGAGAUGGCUGCAUAUCUAAAGGAUGGAUACCGAAUAGCUCAGCCAAUCAACUGCCCUGAUGAACUGUUUGCUGUGAUGGCCUGUUGUUGGGCUCUGGACCCUGAGGAAAGACCCAAGUUCCAGCAGCUGGUGCAAUGUCUAACAGAAUUCCAUGCAGCACUAGGAGCCUAUGUGUGAACAUCCAGGCACAGAUUCCACGCGCUUCUUGGGAGGGGACAGGGCGUACGCUUCCAGCUCCAUGUAUCACUUGGAUCUGCUCUCACAUGCAAUGUGUAUAAAGCAACGCCAAUGGGAGAAAGCACUUCUUCCAAAACACUGUGCCUUAGAAUGCUUUAGUAGUCUGAAGUUUUUUGUAAGAUCUCAAUGUUGAUGAUUUUCUAGAUAUCACUUUUGCUAAGUUAAACUGAGACCUUUUUAUUUGCCAGCAGAAUAAUGUAGUUAUAGUGAACUCGAACACAAGAGUUGGAAUUGGACCUUUGCACUGUAACAACAGACACAAACGUGAUUUUUUUUUAAGUUUUUUUUUUUAGAGCUGGUAGGAAAACGGAGGAGAAUUUGUGCAAAAAAAACCCCUGACAAAAAACCUUACAGAAAUUCAUCCUUCCUUUUUCAAAAAUUUGAAACAAACUGUCUCACCAGCUCUGGUGUUUGAUCUUGCACGUAUCUGGAAUAGCCUUUUAGUAUCAGCUGCUUUUCUUUUGAGACGAUGGCACAAUAGGGUUGGAUCCACAAGUGGCAUUUUUUCCCCUUUUAGCCCCUUCAUCAACAGGUUUUUUUUAGAAAUGCCAAUCUUCAAGAUGCAAUAUCCCCCUUUCUAAGCAAUUAUGUAAAAGUGAUUCCAAUUUACCUCCUACAGAAAGUGGUAAAGAUAGGAAUAAAUGGAACCUCUCCUUCCAGAUGGGGUGCGAUGGCAGAGCGUGUGCAUCUUACCCUACGUCUAGAGACAUGAGCUUGAGCCUUUUUCUGGACUUGUGCUGAAGGCCUCCCCCAGUUGAGCCAGUUGGUCAGUCUAGGUGGGGAGUCAAAGAUGGCUGGAUGUGAAAAUAGCCACAUCACUCCCUCAUGUACCGUUGGCUACAGAAACUGGCAUGCCUUAACCACGCUUGCCUAGUGGGCCCUUAGGCUCAAGGUGGACGUUUGGACUUUCCUUGCAAAUGAAAGGCUGAUGACUUAACACCGCUCUAAAUGCUAAUUAGAGGCCUUCAGAGAAGUGCCAAAGCAGCCCUUGUGUGGGAGCCUUUCACCUCAGACUUCUAGAUUGCAGUUUCUCUUGUCGAAAAGGUACUGGUUGUUUCUAGGGUUUUUAUGGCCUAAGAUGGGCUUAAAUAUAUAAAUAUAUAUUUGUAAAGACACACUUGCAGAGUAAAAAAUGUUUCUCUAUUACGAUGUAUGUGAAAAGUUUGAUCCCUAUCACUGCCUGGUACAUUAAGUUUA